Mirounga angustirostris (Northern elephant seal) is the source of this 2884-nucleotide messenger RNA. It is a transcript of the gene CHRNA7, whose product is annotated as cholinergic receptor nicotinic alpha 7 subunit. Gene Ontology annotation, molecular function: acetylcholine-gated monoatomic cation-selective channel activity; acetylcholine receptor activity; acetylcholine binding. The coding region runs from base 1 to 1584 and encodes 527 amino acids. The transcript is spliced from 11 exons. The record is from RefSeq and is a predicted model, not a curated record. Gene Ontology annotation, biological process: regulation of membrane potential; synaptic transmission, cholinergic; signal transduction. Lineage: Eukaryota; Metazoa; Chordata; Mammalia; Carnivora; Phocidae. Gene Ontology annotation, cellular component: synapse; acetylcholine-gated channel complex; neuron projection.
AUGCGCCGGUCGGUCUGGCUGGCGCUGGCCGCGUCGCUCUUGCACGGUAAAGCCCCCGAGUCUCCCAGCCCUCCACUCCUCCUCCGCGGGAUCCCGGGAGCAUUCUGGCGGCUCCGAGCUCCCGGCCCCGUGUCCCUGCAAGGCGAGUUCCAGAGGAAGCUCUACAAGGAGCUGGUCAAGAACUACAACCCCUUGGAGAGGCCCGUGGCCAACGACUCGCAGCCGCUCACCGUCUACUUCUCCCUGAGUCUCCUGCAGAUCAUGGACGUGGAUGAGAAGAACCAAGUUUUAACCACCAACAUUUGGCUGCAGAUGUCCUGGACAGAUCACUAUUUACAAUGGAAUGUGUCAGAAUAUCCGGGCGUGAAGACUGUUCGUUUCCCAGAUGGCCUGAUUUGGAAGCCAGACAUUCUUCUCUAUAACAGUGCUGAUGAGCGCUUCGAUGCCACAUUCCACACCAACGUGUUAGUUAACUCUUCUGGGCAUUGCCAGUACCUGCCUCCAGGCAUAUUCAAGAGCUCCUGCUACAUCGACGUGCGCUGGUUCCCCUUUGAUGUGCAGCAGUGCAAACUGAAGUUUGGGUCCUGGUCUUACGGAGGGUGGUCCUUGGAUCUACAGAUGCAAGAGGCAGAUAUCAGUGGAUAUAUACCAAAUGGAGAAUGGGACCUUGUGGGAAUCCCAGGCAAGCGGAGUGAGAAGUUCUAUGAGUGUUGCAAAGAGCCCUACCCAGACGUCACCUUCACAGUGACCAUUCGCCGCAGGACCCUCUACUAUGGCCUCAAUCUGCUCAUCCCCUGUGUGCUCAUCUCUGCGCUGGCCCUCCUCGUAUUCUUGCUCCCUGCAGAUUCAGGGGAGAAGAUUUCCCUGGGGAUAACGGUUUUACUCUCUCUCACUGUCUUCAUGUUGCUGGUGGCUGAGAUCAUGCCUGCGACAUCCGACUCGGUGCCCUUGAUAGCCCAGUACUUCGCCAGCACCAUGAUCAUCGUGAGUCUCUCCGUGGUCGUGACGGUGAUUGUGCUUCAGUACCACCACCACGACCCCGACGGUGGCAAGAUGCCCAAGUGGACCAGGGUCAUCCUUCUGAACUGGUGCGCCUGGUUCCUGCGCAUGAAGAGGCCGGGCGAGGACAAGGUGCGGCCGGCGUGCCAGCACAGGCCGCGUCGCUGCAGCCUGGCCAGUGUGGACGUGAGCGCGGUGGCGGCCCCGCCCACCACCAACGGCAACCUGCUCUACAUCGGCUUCCGCGGCCUGGACGGUGUGCACGGCGCCCCCACCCCCGACUCGGGCGUCGUGUGCGGCCGCGUGGCCUGCUCCCCCACGCACGACGAGCACCUCCUGCACGGCGGGCAGCCCUCCGAGGGGGACCCGGAUCUGGCCAAGAUCCUGGAGGAGGUGCGCUACCUCGCCAACCGCUUCCGCUGCCAGGACGAGAGCGAGGCCAUCUGCAGUGAGUGGAAAUUUGCGGCCUGCGUGGUGGACCGCCUGUGUCUCAUGGCCUUCUCCGUCUUCACCAUCAUCUGCACCAUCGGCAUCCUGAUGUCAGCUCCAAACUUCGUCGAGGCUGUGUCCAAAGACUUCGCCUAACCUGGUCCUGGUCCCCCGCAUGUAGGAAGCGCGCAGACAGGCGAUGCCGUUGGCUUGGGAGAACUUGGGGUGCUAGUCCCACAGCCACACUCGACGUGAGGACGCUGAUGUACCCGGAGCGCUCGCUGCCAGUCAUCUCCCUUAUAGUUUCCUUGUUACUUUCCGUAAUAGGAUCUCAGCACGGUUUUGUUUAAUCCUCUCACAUGGGCGGCUUGAUGUUCUUGGAACAUCCUUAGGGUCGCCAGGACCACUGAGAGGUCAUUUUGCCCAUUUCCCAGUGCCUGGGGAGUCCUUCACAGAGGUCAGGGUGGCUCAGGACCACCAGGGGAGGCCUGUACAGUUGGUUUUGCAUGCCUGCAUGUCACUUGCCAAGAAGACCUAUGGAAACUUCAGCAUAAGCUUUUGCCUGUUUACAAACCUAGAUUGAAAGUAAUAAUAAUAGUAAUAAACCACACUCACUAGAUCCAUUCAAAUAAUUGGUAAAAGGACACACAACAAAAACUAAAAACCUAACUGCUGGUUUUUCCAUGAUUCAGGUUUUAUUUUUCUCUGCCAAAGAUGGUAGAGAGAAACAAUUUUACACUGUUCCUACGUUUUAUAAGAGAGAGCGAGACAUAGUUGGUCUUGUAAAUUAUGCUUUUACCAGUUUGAUUUCUGCCAACCUACCCUGUGGUGGGAAUCAGGAGGGACACGGAUGUGUGUUGAUUCUGAACCAGGACCAGACCUACACAAGUUAGGGGGAUUUCUGUAGAUACCAGGUGACUCCCAAACUUCCUGUGCUGCCCUCAGACAUUGGGGAGUGCAGUUUGCUCUAUUCUGAAAAACCCAAAGGACAAAGAGGGUUCUAUUAGAAUUACCAGCCCAAUGUAAUAGCUAAAGUUAAAUUAAGCCAGCUGUGUGUGUGUGUGUGUGUGUUUAAUAAUGCAUUAGAUGUUUCUCGUGUGCUAGAGUUGGUUGGUCUUAGAAACUUGCGGGUCCGUACAAAUGCACAACAUAAAGUGAAAGUAUGCUAGGCUUUUCCUUAUGUCUCAAGGCCAAAAAGCAGGAUCUGGGACCUCUUCUGGUUCCUUGUAUGGCAGGAACUGGGAAGGGGAUGAUGUGGCCAGUGGCUUUCCUGGACGCAAGGCCAGUGGAAGUCAGCAGGAGGGGCUGACGGGCUGAGGGUGGCUAUUCACCCAGUAACUCCAGUCUCUGGCUUUUAGGGAUCUGCUUUCCCACAGCUCAAUGACCCCAGCGUUAGCCCAGAAAGGUGGCUUGAACAGGUAGAUUCCCUGGAGAUAAGCAUUUUGAAAGCAAGGGA